UGUAAAAGGUAAAGAAGCUUAUACACACUUUAAAGUACAGUGUUGUUUCUUCGGUUGUGUUUUCAAGUGGGCUUCGGUGCAUAAAUCUAUCAGACAUGGUCAUAAAAUAAACAUGGGCUGUCUAACAAGCAGACUCUGGCAUCGAUCUGCUGCUUACAGACUGGAGGACCCCGUCGUGAUGUCUGAUGAAGCAUCAGGAAAUCACAUGCACAUGGCGGUAGCCUUGUGUAACUUUCCACCCCAAAGGUCUGAUGAGCACACUAUAUUUUUAGGAGACAGCCUGAACAUUAUAUCAGAAGAUAAUGGCAUGUUGACGGUUCGUUCUUCAAGUGGCACAGAGUUUUUCAUUCCUCACACCUACGUUUCCAAAGUGCAUAAUCGGUGGCUGUUUGAAAGGAUCACAAGGAGAAAUGCAGAACAACUUCUUAUGCUGCCUCCAAACUACUCUGGAUGUUUUCUAAUUCGGGAAAGCCAGUCAUUCCCUGGUUCCUACUCACUUUCAAUGCGACAAGAUGGAGGCCAUGUGCACAAUGUAAAGCACUACAGAAUCCAUCAGCUCCACAAUGGCUGGUACUACGUCCACCACAGCCACUACUUCUCCACUCUCACCCAGCUGGUGGACUAUUACUCACGGUCUUCUAAUGGUACGUACUGUCAGCUGACUGAACCUUGCUUACUUCAUGACUCCAACACAGCUGUAGCAAUCCAGAGGUCCAGCCUUAACUGGAGAGAUUUGUCCAGGUCGAUGGUUCAAAGGCAGCUAAAGGGAACUAACCAGGAGAGUCUGGUCAGUGAAGGAUUACGAGAGACUAUGAAAGCAUAUUUUUAUGUCACAGAGUCGUCAGACUGUGAGGACUGAGUGACAUCCAACACAGAACAGACAUGUGAGACUGAUGAAGUUAAGUUAAAGAUGUUUUGGGUAUUUGGUGGGCAUUCUGACCACAA
Molecule: messenger RNA, 945 nt
Organism: Sinocyclocheilus anshuiensis
Lineage: Eukaryota; Metazoa; Chordata; Actinopteri; Cypriniformes; Cyprinidae
Product: src-like-adapter 2
Exons: 7
Coding region: 113-859 (248 amino acids)
Molecular function (GO): protein binding
Source: RefSeq, a predicted model, not a curated record